Molecule: messenger RNA, 2901 nt
Organism: Akanthomyces muscarius
Lineage: Eukaryota; Fungi; Ascomycota; Sordariomycetes; Hypocreales; Cordycipitaceae
Exons: 3
Coding region: 1-2901 (966 amino acids)
Biological process (GO): translational initiation
Molecular function (GO): GTP binding; GTPase activity; translation initiation factor activity
Source: RefSeq, a predicted model, not a curated record
AUGCUGAGAACACAUGCGUGGCAGCGUCGCCCGUUUGUGUGCACAGCAUGCCGACACGGCCGGUCUAUCGUCGAAACGCCGCGAAGGAUAGCAAUGAGCAGCGCCAGGUUUCCCAAGGCUGUCGCGUCGCUAUGGAAUGCACAAUUGGAAACCGCUAGACCUUUCUCGACCUCGAGUGGCCGCAAUGAUGACUCCAAACCGUCGUUCCCUGGUGGUUUUGCCAGUGGCGCUGGUAAAUUUGGUAGUUUCGGCGCUUUCGCGUCCAAAGCGAAGCCAACGGCAACCUCAGGCCUGCUUCCGCAUGAGCUAGCAGCGCGCAAAACAGCCGCGAUAGAUACACCUAAACCUGCGAUACCAACAAGCACAACGGAGCAAGCGAGGCCCUGGCAGCCCAGGCAAUCCAAGCCUCCGCGAAAACCCCGGCCGGCAGAUCCUGCUAGGGACGAAAAGACGUUGAAGUCCAAAUCUGUCCUGGCUGACAUUUUUCGAUCCGAUCGCCAGCCGCAAAAUCCGGCCAGGCCAGCCUCUUGGUCCUCCAACGAUCGAAAAGCGCAUGGAAACGACGCAGCUCGAAAGUCUGGCGACUCUAAUAUCUGGGAAGAGCUCACAAAGAAAAAGAGAGAUCCGGUUCCCCAUGCUAAAGGGGUUCAGAGAGCUAGGACGCCCAACAAAUCCUCAAAGCAAGGGCGCGACGAAUCCUGGGGCGAAGUGGAGGGCCAGGAAGGCGCGUCAGAAAUGCAGAAAAGUCGGUAUGCGCGUGAACGACAAGUGCCCAAGAAGAUGCAGGGCAAAUAUGCCGGCGUGCACAGUCACCCAUCGCAUGUUGGAGAUGACCUAGUCCCAAAUGAACUGCCGACGGAUCUAUCUUCUACAAAGCAAAGGAAAUCUAGAUUCGACGAGGCUCUUCCGGCUCGAGACAGUAAAAAGACGAAAAAGGCGAAGCGCCAGGGAAGCGGCCGCAUGAACGCUGACGAGGAUUUGGACGACGAUGCCGGUCGCUGGGAGGCAAUUCAGGAACGCAAGAGGGCCAAAGAAGCACGCAAAGCUAUCAAAGCUGAAACACUAAAGGUGCAGCCCAUCUUCCUUCCAGAGUACAUUAGCGCUACCGACUUGGCCCAUGCCCUCAAACAGCAUGUAGACUCCUUCAUGUCCGACAUGGAGGAGAUGGGCUUUGAGAAUAUUACAGGCGACACUGUCAUGACUGGUGAGACGGCCGCCCUUGUUGCCAUGGAGUACGGCUUCGAGCCCACAGUUGACGACGGUUCUAAGCGAGACUUACAGCCGGCGCCAAUUCCUGAAGAUGUGUCGUCUUUGCCUUCGCGUCCCCCAGUUGUGACCAUUAUGGGUCAUGUCGAUCACGGCAAAACGACUCUGCUCGACUAUCUACGCAAGUCGUCCGUUGCAGCGCAGGAGCACGGCGGUAUUACCCAGCACAUCGGUGCUUUUGUCGUCAGCAUGUCUACUGGCAAGCAAAUCACAUUCCUUGACACACCGGGCCACGCUGCGUUCUUAUCCAUGCGUCAGCGUGGUGCCAAUGUCACCGAUAUUGUUGUUCUAGUGGUAGCAGCUGACGACAGUGUCAAGCCCCAAACUCUCGAGGCUCUGAAGCACGCUAGAGCGGCCAAGGUACCCAUCAUCGUGGCCAUUAACAAGAUUGACAAGGAAGACGCUCGUAUUGAUCAGGUUAAGGCCGACUUGUCACGCCAUGGCGUCGAAAUUGAGGACUACGGUGGUGAUGUACAGGUUGUCUGUGUCAGCGGCAAGACUGGCCAAGGCAUGAAUGAACUCGAGGAAAAUAUCAUCACACUGUCAGAAAUUCUUGACGUACGCGCCGAGCCUGAUGGCAUGGCGGAUGGCUGGCUUCUAGAGUCUAGCGUUAAGCAGAAUGGCAAAGCCGCUACGGUGCUGGUCAAGCGUGGUACCCUGCGACCAGGUGAUCACGUUGUCGCGGGUAAGACCUGGGCCCGCAUCCGUCUUCUGCGCAACGAAGCCGGCGCGGAGAUCAAAGAGGCUCCUCCCGGGACUCCUGUCGAGAUCCUCGGCUGGCGAGAACUGCCCGCAGCCGGCGAAAUGGUUCUGCAAGCACCGGAUGAGGCCAAAGCCAAGAUGGCCGUGGAGUACCGCCUGGAGAUGGCGAACCGCGAGGCAAACUCUGUCAACAUUGCGGAGCAAGAGCAGCGCCAGCGCGAAAAGGUGGCGGCCGACACCCUGGCCGUCGAGAGAGCAGAGCUGGGCGAGGAGGCCGAAGACGAGGCCGCCGCCGCCGCGCCCAGCGUGCUGACACAGAGCUUCAUCGUCAAGGCUGACGUGGCAGGCUCCGUCGAGGCCGUGGUCGGCAGCAUCCUGGAGCAGGGCAACCACGAAGUGCGGUCCAAAGUGCUUCGCUCGUCGGCGGGCCAGGUGACCGAGUACGAUGUCGACCUGGCUGCCGCGUCGGGCAGCUUCAUUGUCAACUUCAACACGCCUGUCCCCCCGCACAUCAAGCAGCGCGCCGAUGAAGCCAAGGUCCGCAUCCUGGAUCACACCGUCAUAUACCACGUUAUCGACGACGUACGCGCCGCGCUCGGCGACUUGCUACCCGCUCUCACUACGCAGCGCGUGCAGGGCGAGGCGGACAUUCUGCAAGUCUUCCCCAUCAACGUCACCCGGCGCGUGAUCCGCAACAUUGCGGGUUGCAGAGUGCGCAACGGCACGCUCAAGAAGGGCACCAAGGUCAAGGUGCUCCGCAAGGGCCAGGUGGUUUACGACGGUGUCAUCGAUACGAUCAAGCACGGCAAAAAAGACGUGCAGGAGAUGGGCAAGGGCACAGAGUGUGGUAUCGGUCUGGAAGACUUUGAAGAAUUCCAAGAAGACGACCAGCUGCAGACGUACGAGGUCCUCUCAGAGAAGCGCAGCCUGUAG